AUGCUGUCACUAUUGAGACGGGGCAUUUCUGGCCGGAACGGCGACAAACCCCCUAGCGAAGAUGGGCAGGCUCGGACAAUCACCCGCCGCCCAGAGUCGAACAAGUACCGAGCCACUGUGGAGGAUCAACCCAGUGAUAAGAAGGUCAUCCCUGAGCAGGACGUUCCAGCUAAAGGUCCCAAUGCUGAGCCGGAUGCGCAGAGGAAGACUCAGUUGGAUGCAGCGGCAAAAGCGGCCAGUGAAGCCGAUAUCAAGGCUGAAACGAUCAUUGCCAUUAUGGGUCUCACGGGAACCGGCAAGAGCACCUUCAUCAAGCUUCUCACUGGGCUAGAUGUAAAGAUUGGGCACAACCUCGCAGCUUGCACCGCCGACGUCGGCAUCUACGGCUUUCAAGCCCCCGGAGGCCAGUCUGUGGCCCUGAUUGACACUCCCGGCUUCGACGAUACAUACCGCUCCGACACCGAGGUGCUGCAGGACGUGGCAUACUUCCUGGGCCAAGUAUACGCGCAGAAGCUCAAGCUCGCGGGCAUCAUCUACCUGCACAGGAUCACCGACAACCGCAUGGGCGGCUCCGCCUUGAGGAACCUCAACAUGUUCGAGGCGCUCUGCGGUAAAGUGGAUAUGUCUCAUGUUGUCCUGGCCACAACCAUGUGGGACACGCUCCAAGAUGACGAGAGCCAUCGCCGGGGUGCCACGACCGAGAUGGACCUCCGGACCAACUACUGGGCCGACAUGCUUGAAUUUGGCAGCCACACGUUUCGCCACGACAACACGCGGGAGUCAGCGCUGAAAAUCACUAACUACAUCCUCUCCCUGCAGGGCAACAUGGUGCUGAAGAUCCAGCGCGAGAUGGUCGACGAUAAACGCACGCUCUACCAAACUCUUGCCGGCCAAGAGCUCCAGCGGGAGCUGGUGGAGGAACGAGCCAAGCACGCCAGAGACUUGGAGAGUGCGCGAAAGAGUCACGAGGCAGCCAUGCGGUCUGGUGACCAGAGGAUGAUCGACAAGAUGGCGCGCCAGGAACGGGAAUACAAGGCCAAACUCGACAAGCUGGAUCACGAAAAGGAAGAGCGGAUCCGCAUUCUCGAACAGGACUUUCAGCGCAUGCACGAAGACAAAGACAGGGAAUACAAGCAGAUGAUCGCUGACCUGGAGAAGCAGCUCGAAGAGACGUCCAGGAACAAAGAGUCCUCCCUGAGAGAGUUAGAGAAUAUGCAGCGCAAGUUUGACGCCCAGAUGGAAAAGUCUAAUAGCGACAGGCGGGCCAAGGACGCAGACUUAAGAGCCCAACUGGAGCACCAGAAGAGCGUAAACGAGACGCGGAUUGCCGUCGUCCAGGCGGAGCUCGCCGAGUACAAGAAGCACGCUGCUAAACUCCAGGAUCAAAAGGACAGGCCGGCCGUCGUUUCCGCUCUGCAGGUGCUGACUGGGGGCGGGCUUCUAGCCUUGGGUGUCAUGAAAGGAAGUACGACUCUUGUGGCUACCGGGAGCGGCAUUCUAUCAAGUGGUGUGUCGAAUCUAGCUGGCUAA
Molecule: messenger RNA, 1530 nt
Organism: Lasiosphaeria miniovina
Lineage: Eukaryota; Fungi; Ascomycota; Sordariomycetes; Sordariales; Lasiosphaeriaceae
Product: P-loop containing nucleoside triphosphate hydrolase protein
Exons: 3
Coding region: 1-1530 (509 amino acids)
Molecular function (GO): GTP binding
Source: RefSeq, a predicted model, not a curated record